Molecule: messenger RNA, 2047 nt
Organism: Hyposmocoma kahamanoa
Lineage: Eukaryota; Metazoa; Arthropoda; Insecta; Lepidoptera; Cosmopterigidae
Gene: Ugt50B3
Product: UDP-glucuronosyltransferase 2C1
Exons: 7
Coding region: 265-1902 (545 amino acids)
Molecular function (GO): UDP-glycosyltransferase activity
Source: RefSeq, a predicted model, not a curated record
ACGUGGUGGCACGGAACAUAGUGAGAGAAGGAAGUGGUAGGGUUGUCUGUGUCCGCAAUUCGCGCGCCGCGCACGCGCAAGCCGUUGCGAACGUUUAAAUUUUUGGAUUUCGAUCUUAUGAAGGCACACCUGAGGCGUACGAAGUGAACAGUGCAUCAGACAGUGCUGUGAAUAAAUUAGUGACCAGUGAUUAAAAGACUGAAUGCUUAAGUGUGAGAUUAAUUUUAAGUUUCGUACAACUUGAGUCAACGAUUAUUUACGAAAAUGCACCGGACACGAUGGACCUUUCUCUGGAUGCCGAUUUUACUGGCAGCAUCGGCGUGCGGGAGCAACAUCUUGAUGAUCACUUUAGGUGGCACCAAGUCACAUAAGAUGCCUUUUUGGGAACUCGCUCGAGGCCUUAUUAGAAGGAGUCACAAUAUCACGUUAUUAAGCGCCUUUCCUCCGGACUUCCACAUCGAAGGUCUAGAAGAAAUUGCUCCUGAAGGACUGGUCUCUUAUGUGCGGAACUAUAUGACCUGGGAUCUAGUUGGUGCCAGGAUGAAAGGGGAAGAUCCACUUCCCAAGAAAGAUAUAUUUCGAUAUGGAUAUGAGGCUUGCGACGCCUUCUACAGUGAUUUUGAGACGAGAUCCUUUUUACGCUCAGGAAGGAGUUUCGAUCUCAUAAUGCUCGACGGUGCAUUUCCUGAAUGUGCUUUAGGUAUAGUCUAUCGGCUGAAAGUGCCGUUCAUGUACAUCAACACUGUUGGAUUCUACGCUAUGCCCUUCAGCAUAUCUGGGAGUCCUACUCCGUUUUCCGUGACACCGUUCUUUGGAAAAGCCUUUACAGACAACAUGGGAAUUAUAGACAGAGCAUUGAACACAGCUUGGUAUGUAAUGGCAUAUUCAGCACACAUUUUGAUGACAACAGUUCUACAAGGCAUUUUGCGAAGACAUUUUGGUCCUCAAAUGCCACAUGUUUACGACCUGUCAAAGAAUGUUAGCUUCAUCCUUCAGAAUGGACAUUAUUCCGUGUCGUAUCCAAGACCAUACUUGCCCAACGUUGCUGAAGUGGCAUGCAUUCAUUGCAAGGAAUCAAAAAGAUUGAACCCGGAACUUGAAGAAUGGAUCUCAGGAGCCGGGGAGUCUGGUUUUGUUUAUGUGUCCAUGGGAUCAUCAGUGAAGACAUCCAAAAUGCCAUUAUCAGCCCAUCGUUUGUUCGUCAAUGCUUUGGGAAGAUUGCCCCAAAGAGUUUUGUGGAAACAAGAUGGUGACCAAAACAUGACUGAUAUACCUUCGAACGUGAGACUGUACAAAUGGCUACCACAGCAAGAUUUGCUUGGUCAUCCAAAGAUUAAGGCGUUUGUGACUCACGGUGGUCUUCUCAGCAUGUUUGAGACGGUUUACCACGGUGUUCCCAUAGUCACUAUCCCAGUAUUCUGCGACCAUGAUGCUAAUGCUGCCAAAGCUGAACUCGACGGUUACGCAAACAAACUUGAUUUGCAACAUCUUACAUCAGAUAAGUUGUACAGAGCGAUCAAAGAAGUCAUCAACGAGCCUCGGUACAAAGUAGAGGUGCUGAAACGUCAAAUACUUUUGCGGGAUCAAAAGGAAACACCUCUUGAACGCGGUAUUUAUUGGACUGAAUACGUCAUUAGACACAAGGGUGCUUACCAUUUGCAGUCGCCUGCAAAGGACUUGAAUUUGUUUCAGUAUUACUUGAUAGACGUUGGCUUGUUAUUUAUAUGUUCAAUAUUCUCCAUAUUUGCUUUGGUGUCGUUUGUUUUAAGAGUAGGAUUUAAGAGUUUAGCAGACUAUGUGCAAAACAGGAGAAUGGACAAGUUGAUAAAUAAGUCAAAUUAUCUCUUGAAGAGGUCUAACAAGCUUAUAACCCAGACAUCGUUAGCGAAAAAGAAGCUGUGAAAACUAUAAAUAUUCCAAAUAACUAUUGAGUAAUAUUUAUAAGAAAGGGAAAGACGACUUGCGACGCAAGUAUGAUACAUUUUUCCGCCCCUAUUAUAUCCGUUUGUUUCCUUGCGCUAAACAUCUUCCAACGCUUUGUCAAGUA